Messenger RNA from Drosophila serrata, 750 nucleotides. RefSeq lists its product as uncharacterized. Lineage: Eukaryota; Metazoa; Arthropoda; Insecta; Diptera; Drosophilidae. The record is from RefSeq and is a predicted model, not a curated record.
UUUUUUUCCAGGUGGUACUUCUCAAGUAAGUCCGCGGUUCAGUUCGCAUUUUUUCGGCGGCAACAGCAGUAACAAUUAAAACCAACGAGCAACGAUUGGAGGCAGCAUUUAAUGGUUGGCAGGAUGGCAGGAUACCGUAGGAGUCCUCAACUACAGCUAUAUAUAUUCCUGGGCCUGCUGGCCUCGGUGUUUGCUUCAUUACCAGGAGAACUUCAAGGAGCAGCAGCAGGAGGUGAAUCAAGGAUGGAUGUUCUAGGACUAACGCCGGGCCAGAGAGUCCUGGCUGCAGUGCCUGCAACGGGACGCGUCAGUUUUUUGCUUUACCAAUUAGCCUCGGCCAUAAAUUCAGCCGCCGACGGCCUGAUGCCUCAGACGGUACAGGAAGAAGUGGAGAUGGAAGUUCUGGAAGAUCGGGAGCAGUUCCUGUCCGCCAGUCCGGAUCCCAACUGGCUGGCCGCCAUGGCCAAUGAGUUUCAGAAUGUUCCCAUAUAUGAGACUUUUCCGGCAGACUUGCAGCACUGGCUGAUGGAUAGCUAUGGCAUCAGUGCCACGGAUGUCUUCCACAGCUGGACAGGAUUGGGAUUCAGUGGAAGGAGCAGCAGUAGCAGCAGUAGCAGGAAGAGUGCAGGUCCCCGGAAGAGUCAACUGAUCUGCACUGCCGAUGGACAGUGCUAUGAGGUCAACAAAAUUGUCACCGCCUGCUGUCCAUUCUGAGCACACUCAAUAAAUGCAUUGAAACAUUGAAAACAA